AUUGCCAGGACAAGUCCCAUCCUUCCAAACGGAAACCCAAAUCAAACGAAGCGCAGGCGCGGAGGGACCUUUCCUGGCGUUAGCAUUUUCCAACGGCAAUAAUUGUACAAUCAUUAUUGCUUCAGAAAUUGAAAUCUCCGGGAGUGGAAAGAGAGCGAGAGAGAAAUGGUUGAAAGUCCUAUUCUUUUGAAUCAAAUUUGAUAAAGAAAGAGGAAAAACUUAAACCCUGGAUUGUCUUUUUGUUGAUUAAUCUUCUCUCUCGCUCGAAUUUAUAGCUCAGGAUCUUUAAUUUGUUGGUGGUUGUCAUCCUGUUGGUAUUUCUAUUGAUUAAUUUCGGGAGAUAAUUUAUCUUGAUUUCUCGGUUUGAGUUGGAGGGAAAUCUUUUAAAAAAUGGGUAGCAAGAGAGAAGAGGAGAGAAACGAAAAGAUUAUACGGGGUCUGAUGAAGCUUCCUCCCAAUCGCCGAUGCAUUAACUGCAACACCUUGGGUCCUCAAUAUGUGUGCACAACUUUUUGGACGUUUGUUUGUAUGACAUGCAGUGGAAUACAUCGUGAGUUUACGCAUCGUGUUAAGUCUGUUUCCAUGUCUAAGUUCACUUCUCAAGAAGUGGAUGCACUUCAGAAAGGUGGAAAUCAGCGUGCAAGGGAGUUAUUUUUGAAGGCUUGGGACCCACACAAGCUGCGACUUACAGAUAAUAGUAAUGCUGAUAAGGUUCGUGAGUUUAUAAAGGAUGUUUAUGUGAAGAAAAGAUAUGCUGUUGAGAAGCCAUCUGAUAGGCCUCCAAAAGAUCCACAGGGAUUAAGAAGUUAUGAAGACGAGACAAGGCGAGCAAACUCAUACCAUUCUUACUCUCAGAGUCCGCCCUACGAUUUUCAGUAUGAAGAACGGCGUUAUGGGAAACAUGCAGUUUGUCUUACCAGAAAGCCUGGUUCAGACCGAGGCCUUUAUGGGGCAAAACUCUCUAGUUUCUCGAGUCCUAGUCGGUUUAGUGAUCAUGCAAAUGAUGAAGGGUUUGCAAAUGAGGGAUCUCAUCCCAGAGUUUUAGAGUAUUCUGCUUCUAGUGGAAGUGAUCCUUUCAGAUGCGGUGCACUAUCAGCGGGCUCUCAGAGAGAUAUUGGAAGUCCCUUUAGUGAAACUUCAAGUAACUUUUCGAACAAAAUUACAGGGCAUCAUACAGUUCUACAUAAUUCAGAUGCAAUUAGUGGAAGCAAAAGAAGGCAUUCGCAGGUCAUGUCUCUAUCCCUCCAAUUUCUGAGAACUGCAUCUGCAGGAAGCAGUGGAUCAUUUGAUUCCUUGUCCCUCAAAUCAGUAAAUUAUACAGGCUUGCAGAAUGGUAGCUCUGAACCUGAAAAAUCUGUAGAGACGUUUCAUGACCAAACUUCAUCUUUUCCUUCUAUGCCACAAUCUUCAACUUCCACUACAUUCAGUGGCUUGGACCUCUUCAAUGAACCUGUUGCACCAAAGAAUGUUUCGUCUGCGCCUGUGACUGUUUACAAUUCUCAAUUGUCAGGGUCAUCAUUAGCUCAAUCUGUUGAUUUGUUCCAGCAAUCUCCUAUUUCGUCAGUUCCAACAUUGAGUGUGCAACAACCAUUCCAAACCCUACAACCUUCACCAUUGGACAUCAAUGUGUCUCAGCAACAAUCGGUUGCUUCUUCCAACAGGAAGACUUCUGAUGUCAUAGCACCAAACAACGGUGUGUGGGUGACAUUCGACGCACCUCAGAACUUGGUGCCUAUGGGUACUGAAAAUUCUAUUCCCGCUGCAGUGCCAUCUUCUGGUGGAAAUAAUCUAGGAGACUUUAGCCCAUUUUCUCUUGAUCGGAGUUCUUCCAGUCAAAAUGCUGCAUCGGAACAUACACUUUUGCAUGAAGGCAUUCAAAUUGUUAAACCCACCACAAAUAACACUCAGUUAUGGAUAACAUUUGAAGAUUCUCCUGAGCUGCAGCAAAUGCAGAACAUGCUUAAAACUAGAGAUCAAAAAGUGGUGCUCCGUGCCGCAGAUGCUAAUAAACCUCUUGGCUUUGGUGUAUAUGAGGCUCUGGAUAAUGGUGGAAAUGUAAGAAUUCCAGAUGAGGUCGAACCUCUAUCUAGCUUAUCUUCACAUUUCAAUAUGGUGUUGCAUGAUGUCCCUGUGGGGGUGGCUGGAUUAAGUUCAGUUGCAGCUGAUUGUAAGCCAACCAAUCCAUUUGAUCUUUCCUAUGAUGCUGACUUGGAAUCUAGCUAUAUGACUCCAUUCAGGGACAUGAGCUCAUUGCAAGCAGCUUUGCCAAAUAACCAGAUGAUGGCUCCCUAUGACUACGUCGGUGAGACAAACUGGUUUCCCCAAAAUUCUGUUCCAUCAUAUGUUCCUGGUGGAGCUCCAUUUGAUGCUCCAGUAUGGUCGGGCAAGUGCCGAGCAACCAAAUGCUGAGCGUCGCUGCUCAAAGCCCUGUUGCAUCUAUUGGAGGAAAUCCUUUUGCAUAGCACUUCACCUCUUUGUUUCCAAUUAGCAGUAUCAUAUCAUUGGAAGCUUUCUGGCCUUUUGCAUCAAGCUUUUUCCUCAUCAUAGAGGGCAAAAAUGCUAAUAUUCUCUGAUUUCCAUUAUCAAGUUUUGUAUUCUUUGCAAAAUAAGAUUAGAGCCCUUGAAGAAUUCGUGUCUAGUUUUUGACUCAGAUCUUUGGACACUGGCUUAUUCUAGAUCAAAUAAGGGCCUUCCUUGGUAGCCUAUUCACAUAGCAUAAUGUAAAUUUUGCUGCAGCUGAAACUGGGUCAAGGUUGUAUAUUUGUAAGAGAUUUCGUCCCUCUGUUGACUAUAAUGUUAUGGAUGUUGUUAAUGCAUGUAAUUUCUGGUUA
Sesamum indicum (sesame) is the source of this 2831-nucleotide messenger RNA. The record is from RefSeq and is a predicted model, not a curated record. Lineage: Eukaryota; Viridiplantae; Streptophyta; Magnoliopsida; Lamiales; Pedaliaceae.